Zingiber officinale is the source of this 375-nucleotide messenger RNA. RefSeq names its product pentatricopeptide repeat-containing protein At3g18970. Gene Ontology annotation, molecular function: protein binding; RNA binding. Gene Ontology annotation, biological process: RNA modification. The coding region runs from base 1 to 375 and encodes 124 amino acids. Lineage: Eukaryota; Viridiplantae; Streptophyta; Magnoliopsida; Zingiberales; Zingiberaceae. The record is from RefSeq and is a predicted model, not a curated record. The transcript has a single exon.
AUGAAGAACAGAUUCGACGUUGAGCCGUGCAUGAAGCACUACGGUUGCAUGGUGGACCUCCUGGGGCGAGCCGGGAUGGUGAGGCAAGCGUAUGAAUUCGUGAAGGCAAUGCCAGUGGAGCCAGACAUCGUCAUGUGGAGGGCUUUGCUGGGGGCGUGCAGAAUCCACGGCCAUGAAGAACUCGGCGAGGAAGUUGGGAAGAUUCUGCUGCAGUGGGAGAAGAGAUCGGCAAGGAGGGGUAGGGGUGGUUGUGAAGACUUCAUUGCAUUGUCAAACAUGUAUGCUUCAGCUGAGAGAUGGGAGGAUGUUUCAACAAUUAGAAGGGAGAUGAAGAAAAAUACAACAGGAAAUAGACCAGGUCAGAGUACAGUCUGA